AUGUCGCCCAAUCCGGAGCUGUCUGCUCCUGGGAGCAGUACAUACUCCUCGAAUACUCUACACGUUGGUGAUGGAACAUGGGACUCGGGUCGGGAUACAUUUCUUUUGCCCAAUUUGAUGGGUCUGAAUUUUGAAACAAUGCAGUACAAUGGCAUGGGAAAUCGGUUUCGAGAUAUGCCCAAUUACCGUACAAUGAUAUGUGCCCAUGGUGUUCUUGCGACGAUCGCCUUUCUCGGCCUCGUUCCCGCAUCCGUUCUAAUCAUACGAUACUAUUCGCGAUGGAAUCCAUACUGGGCCUUCAAAUUGCAUGUGUGGUGUCAGGUUUUGACUUUGUUUAUAAGCACCAUUGUGUUUGUGCUCGGCUGGUUUGCUGUCGGGCCUGAACGGAGCUUGUCGAAUCCUCACCAUGGCAUUGGAUUGGCAAUCUAUGUGCUUGUCAUUUUCCAGGUCAUGUGGGGCUAUCUGGUGCAUAGGAUUGAGCGGAACAAGAAGAGAUACCAUGUUCCCUUUAAGCUGGUUAUCCAUCGUUGGAUCGGCCGUAUUCUCGCUAUCCUGGGUAUCGUCCAGAUACCAUUGGGUCUCACUCUAUACGGCUCGCCAAAAGUUUUCUUCAUCCUGUUCGCAAUCGCAGUCUUCACGCUCUUCGUCGCAUUCUUCGUGCUGUCAUACCUAUAUGAUACAGAAGGUUAUCCAGUGGUCAGCGAAUACGAUAGUCGGGCUAGCUAUGUAUCCGGGCCUUCAGCUUCCGAAGGACACCACCACGGCGGCAACCUUGGUCGAAUGGCAGCCCUAGGAGCAGCAGGCGCUGGCUUGGCUCAGCUGUUCCGGCGACGCUCACAGAACAAAGGCAGAGAACACGAUUAUGAUGACUCCCAUACGUCGUACAUGGACGAGAAGUACUCUGACGAAGAAUCGCACCGUGACAGCGGUGGCUGGGGCAAGAAGCUACUCGAGCUAGGCGCAAUUGGAGGUGCCGGCUUCCUCGCCAAAAAGUUCUUUGACAAGAGGCGCAACCGUGAUGACGACACCGAGUCGGGGACUUAUAGUCGAGCGCAUACGCGAAGCGACAGCAUGACCGAGGAGACGAUGAGCAGAAUGGAAGACGGCAGACGGCCAGAGCAAACUCACCGAACGCCUCUCUAUCGACCACCAAGCAGGCCCCCGAGUCGACCACAAAGCCCUGGUUCCUCUUACUACAAUAGCACCUACCUAACCGAUCACGACCAGGACCGUCCAAACGCAGGCCGCAAUGCGUUAUUCGGAGCCGGUGCCCUAGGAGCACUCAAGAACCUCUUUGGCCGCAAGAGCAACGAGCAACGUCGUCUUGAAGAGAUCCGUCGACAAGAGAUGGAAGACGAGAGACUCGCGCGAGCAAACAGCAACCGACGCCGCUACACCGACCCACGACACAGAAGAGACGGCUUAUACGCCGCAACUGACGUGACGUCCGAUGUGACAAGACCACCACACGAGGAAUCAUUGCUCUCAGGACGCCCUCCCCGCCGCAACACCUACGACGGCCAACACUCCGACCUCCCACCCGCACCCCCCAGCCACCAUCACGACAUGCCCUCCGAAACAACCGGCUACGACUCUGAGCCCGGUGCCGCCCCAAUCCCCAUCCCAGGCCGCCAGCACCGCCGCAGCAACAGCCGCCAACACUCGGACCACACCCACGCCUCCUCCCCUCCAGUCUCCGUCGAACUGAAAAUCCCCAGCGACGGCCGCCACGUCACUCUGCGGCGCCUCACAGAGGAAGAAGCCGCAGCCAACCGCGAAGCCCGCCGCCGCGAACGCCGCACCUCCCGCCGCCGCAACCAAAGCGCAAGCUCCCUCUCCGGCAACGAAGGCGGCAGCAACAACACCUGGCGCCGCGUCGAGGAAAUCGAGCGCCAGCAGCAGGAGGAAAUGGAGCGUCAGCAGGCCGCUGCAAGAGCAGCAGCAGCUGAGAAUAUACACUCCGCUGCUCCGAGCACGAAUAUUCCGCCGUCUUCGUAUGCGCCACCGCAUCCUUCGCGGAUGAGCGGUGUUCCCCCUCCGCCGAUGCGUCAGUCUCAUCCUCCUUCGACGCUGCCAUAUGGGUCAGGGAGUUUUGCUUCGCCUGGUCCUGGGACGUUUACGGGGACGGAGGCUAGUGGGGAUUAUGCGAAUAACCGCCGGCGGAGACGGGCUGAAAGAGCUAGGGCACGGGAGAGACAAAGUAGUGUGGACUUUGCUUAA
This is a messenger RNA of Aspergillus chevalieri, 2220 nucleotides long. RefSeq lists its product as uncharacterized. The transcript has 3 exons. The coding region runs from base 1 to 2220 and encodes 739 amino acids. The record is from RefSeq and is a predicted model, not a curated record. Lineage: Eukaryota; Fungi; Ascomycota; Eurotiomycetes; Eurotiales; Aspergillaceae.